Leucoraja erinaceus (little skate) is the source of this 4938-nucleotide messenger RNA. RefSeq lists its product as uncharacterized. The record is from RefSeq and is a predicted model, not a curated record. Gene Ontology annotation, molecular function: nucleic acid binding. Gene Ontology annotation, biological process: DNA integration. The coding region runs from base 613 to 1599 and encodes 328 amino acids. NCBI's taxonomy places the organism in Eukaryota, Metazoa, Chordata, Chondrichthyes, Rajiformes, Rajidae. The transcript is spliced from 2 exons.
GUCCAGUGCCCCGCACCAGGCUGCUGCCGAGUUAGGGGCCAGAGCUCGGCGGGUUUUGGGAGGAUCGUUAUGCACUACAAGUACAAGGAAACAAUUAGAAUCUGCGACAUUACACGCCAUCGAUGAGGAUCUCCCCUUUGUUGUUGAAUGUGAUGCAGUAUCAGCAACAUUAAAUCAAGGAGGACGACCAGUGGCUUUCAUGUCUCGUACUCUCCAAGGUAAUGAAUUGCACUACCCACCCGUCGAAAAGGAAGCUGCAGCAAUUAUUGAAGCAGUGAGAAAAUGGAGUCAUUUCCUUGCUCGCCAACACUUUUCACUUUGAUAACAGAUCAGCGUUCAGUAACUUUUAUGCUGGAUAAUCGGAAAUGAACGAAGAUUAAAAAUAGUAAAAUUCAUGAAUGGAGGAUUGAUUUAUCUGCAUAUAGUUAUUCAAUUGAGUACCGCCCUGGUAAGGAUAAUGUUGCUCCGGGUACAUUAACUCGAGCAUUUUGUGCCUCUGUUCAUUCUUCUGCACUCACUGAUCUUCACAAUGGGCUGUGUCAUCCUGGAGUCACUCGUUUGUUACACUAUGUUCGCUCCAAAAACGUACCUUUCGCUACAGAAGAUGUGAAGAUGACGUGUGCUUCAUGUAGAAUCUGUGCUGAAUUAAAACCAAGGUUCUUCCAUCCUGAAGAAGGAAGAUUGAUCAAAGGUACUCAACCUAUGGAACGUUUGAGUAUUGACUUCAAAGGGCCUUUACCAUCCUCCUCUCAAAAUGUUUAUAUACUUACUAUAGUUGAUGAAUAUUUGAGGUUUCCAUUUGCCUUUCCUUGUCCAAAUAUGUCAGCUGCUAAGGUUAUCAAAUGUUUAGAUCAACUGUUUUCAUUCUGUGGAUUUCCAAGUUACAUACAUUCUGAUAGGGGCACCUCAUUCAUGUCAAAAGAUUUAAAAGACUACCUUUGUAAUAGAAGAAUUGCAAUAAGUAAAACAACACCAUAUCAUCCUAUUGGAAAUGGUCAGGUUGAGAGGUAUAACGGAAUCAUUUGGAAAGCAGUGAAACUGGCUUUAAAGUUAAAUGACAUACCAGAUCAGCAGUGGGAAUGUGUUCUACCCGAUGCAUUACACUCCAUCAGAUCUCUACUGUCAACUGCUACCAAUACUCCUCCACACAAGCGGUUCUUUAACUUCAAACGGUGUUCUUCUAGUGGUACUUCUCUGCCAUCAUGGUUGACUAGCCCUGGGCCUGUGUUGCUUCAUCGGUAUGUCCGAUCAAAUAAGAAUGAGCCUUUUGUUGAUGAAGUUGAACUGACUGAUGUCAACCCUUCUUAUGCAACUAUCAAGUAUCAAGACGUCAGUCAACGGUCUCACUUUGUGACCUUGCACCAUGUCCGUCUUCUCCAUCAGCUCCGUCACUUCUUGAUAACAUUAAUCGAGAACUUCCUCCAUAUGGAAACUUCUAUAAGAAAUUCGAAAAUUGUAAAUGUAAAUAACAAUAUGAGUGAAGUUGAUGACCAAGCAAUGCAUGUACCACCAGCUAUUGAAACACCAUUAUCUCCUGAAGCUCCAGUGCUGCGACGGUCAUCAAGACGUACUAAACCUCCUUACCGUCUCAACUUAUAAAUAGGAGGGGAGAAUGAAGUGGGCGCAUGUGCGGGGCUUUUCCAGAGUGUGCACAUGUGCGGGGUAUUUCGGGCAGGAAAUACCUCGCACGGUAUCUGCCUCCAGGGAUAUGGAUCACAUACAGGUAGAUAUCACUUUAUCUUGGCAUCAUGUUUUACAUGAACAUUGUGGACCAAAUGGCCUGUUCUUGUGCUGUACUGUUCUGUGUUCUAUGUAACAUUGCCUGUCCAUUCCCUUCACAGAUGUUUCCUGACCCGCUGAGCUCCUCCAGCACUUUGUGUUGUUCUUAAGUCUGUACACAUUAGUUGAGGAACGUGUUGGAGCUUGCACCAUAGUAAAGGCUCUGCUUUGUAACCAUCUGUUUUGUGAUAUUCAGGAGCCUUCGUGUUCUUAAUUAAACUUCAGUCACUUUUGCAAAACCCUAAAAUCUCGGUUUUAGAGUAAUAAUUAUAUGUUGCUCGGUACAACAAGAGGAAUAAUACAAAAACUCAGAUUGACAGAAGUGUAGCAAAAACAAAGCAUCUGCUCCUGGAGAUAUAUUUUUGAAGGACUGGUCAUGUGACAUUUCAGCGUGGAAUUCCACAGCUCCUGACAUGAACACCGUCAUUCCACCAGCCUACUCCAUUACGUUGUAUAGUUAGACAUCUGUCUGAAGAAGGGUCUCAACCAGAAACAUCACCCAUUCCUUCUCUCCAGAGAUGAUGCCUAUCCCGCUGAGUUACUCCAGCACUUUGUGCCAAAUUUCCAAAUCCAUCAGCUCCUCAGCAUUUUUUGGCUCUCUCCACUAAGAAAAUAUUCCAAUCUGGUUUUUUUUAAUUGACCCAGUGUGGAUAUCGUCACACUUCCAUACCUCUGCUCUGAGAACAUAGAACAGUGCAGCAUUCUGGUAAAUCUCUUCUGCCCCCUCUCAUAAACCACCAAAUUCAUCCUUCAAUGCGGCGACCAGAACUGCACGCAAUACUCCAAACGCAGCUUGACCAAAGUCCUAUAAAACUGCAACAUGACUUCCUGACUUGGGAGAGUUUAGUCACUUACUUUAUUUGUCUGUGCCUCUUUAUAUCCUUCUAGUCCCACCUUAGAGUCAUAGAGUGAUUCAGUGUGGUAAUAGGCCCUUCGGCCAAACUCGCCCACACCGGCCAACAAUGUCCCAACUACACUAGUCCCACUUGCUUGCGCUUGUUUCACAUCCUUCCAAACCUGUCCUAUCUAUGUACCUGACUAACUGUUUCUGAAACAAUGGAAUAGUCCCAGCCUCAACUACCUCCCCUUGCAGCUUGUUCCAUACACCCACCACCUUUUGUGUGAAAAAGUUACACCUCGGAUUCCUAUUAAAUCUUUUCCCCUUCACCUUGAACCUAUGUCCUCUGGUCCUUGAUUCCCCUACUCUGGGCAAAAGACUCUGUGCAUCUAUCCGAUCUGUUCCUCUCAUGAUUUUGUAUACCUCUAGAAGAUCUCCCCUCAUCCUCCUGUGCUCUAUGGAAUACAGACCCAGCCUACUCCACCUCUCCCUAUAGCUCACACCCUUUAGUCCUGGCCACAUCCUCAUAAAUCUUUUCUGAACCCUUUCAAGCUUGAUAAUAUCUUUCCUAUAACAUGGUGCCCAGAACUGAACACAAUAUUCUAAAUGUGGUCUCACCAACGUCUUAUACAACUGCAACAUGACAUCCCAAUUUCUAUACUCAAUACUCUGACUGAUGAAGGCCAAAUUGGCAAAAGCCUUUUUGACCACCUUAUCUACCUGCGACUCGACCAUCAAGGAACCAUGUACCUGGACUCCUAGAUUCCUCUGCUCUACAACACUACCCAGAGGCCUACCAUUUACUGUGUAGGUCCUGCCCUUGUUCGACGGCCUCAAAAUGCAACACCUCAUACUUUUCUGUAUUAAAUUCCAUCAACAUUCCAUACAUUCCUCCACCCACCUGGCCAAUCGAUCCAGAUCCUGCUGCAAUCUUUCACAACCAUCUUCACUAUCUGCAAAACCACUAACUUUUAUAUCAUCAGCAAACUUGCUUAUCUUGCCCUGUAUGUUCUCAUCCAAAUCAUUAAUGUAGAUGUCAAACAGUAAUGGGCCCAGCACUGAACCCUGAGGCACAUCACUAGUCACAGACCUCCAGUCCGAGAAGCAACCUUCCACCAUCACCAACUGCUUCCUUCCAUGAGCCACUUUGCUAUCGAUUCAGCUAUCUCUCCUUGGAUCCCAUGUGAUCUAACCUUCCAGAGAAGCCUACCAUGCGGAAACUUGCCGAAUGCCCUACUGAAGUCCAUGUACACAACAUCUACAGCUCAGCCCUCAUCAAUCUUUUUGGUCACAUCUUCAAAAAGAUCAAUCAGGUUUGUGAGAUGACCUCCCACGUACAAAACCAUGUUGACUAUCCCUAAUCACCCCUUGCCCAUCCAAACGCCUGUAUAACCUAUCCCUCAGAAUACUCUCAAGUAACUUACCAAGUACAGAUGUUAAACUCACCGGCCUAUAGUUCCCAGCAUUUUCCCUGCAGCCCUUCUUGAAAAGGGGCACAACAUUUGCCACCCUCCAGUCUUCCGGCACCUGUACUGUAUUUAAGGAUAUAUCUGAUCAGGCCCUAGAGAUUUGUCUGCCUUCAAACACGACAGUACCUUCAGUACUUCGACAGUAACCCUGACUGCUCUCAAGAUACUUCCAGUGCGUCCUCCAAUUUCCUCCGUCCUACUGUCUUUCUCCUCGAUAAAUAAAGUUUUUCCUCAUCUCCGUUCUAAAUGGCCUACCCCUAAUUCUUAAACUGUGGCCCCUGGUUCUGGAUUCCCUCAAUAUUGGGAACAUGUUUCCUGCCUCUAGCAAGUCCAAUCCCUUAAUAAUCUUAAAUGUUUCAAUAAGAACCCCUCUCAUCCUUCUAAAUUCCAGAGUAUACAAGCCCAGCCUCUCCAUUCUAUCAACAUAUGACAGUCCCGCCAUCCCGGGAAUUAACCUUGUGAACCUGCGCUGCACUCCCUCAAUAGCAAGAAUGUCCUUCCUCAAAUUUGGAGAACAAAACUGCACACAAUACUUCAGGUGUGGUCUCACUAGGGCCCUGUACAACUGCAGAAGGACCUCUUUGCUCGUAUACUCAACUCCUCUUGUUAUGGAGACCAACAUGCCAUUAACUUUCUUCACUCCCUGCUGUACCUGCAUACUUACUUUCAGUGACUGAUGAACAAGGACCCCCAGAUCCCGUUGUACUUCCCCUUUUCCCAACUUGACACCAUUCAGAUAACAAUCUGCCUUCCUGUUUUUGCCACCAAAGUGGAUAACCUCACAGUUAUCCACAUUAAACUGCAUCUGUCCACUCACCCAACCUGUCCAAGUCACCCUGCAUCCUCAUAGCA